Symbiodinium sp. CCMP2592 is the source of this 1467-nucleotide messenger RNA. Lineage: Eukaryota; Dinophyceae; Suessiales; Symbiodiniaceae. The record is from the annotation of a GenBank genome assembly.
AUGGCUCUUUGCGUGCUUUUAGAAAUUCAGAGGGGCGACCGUCCCAGCGAUGUGUGCGCGGGGCUGCUGGAUGGUUUGGCCGACUGGCUGAAGGCACCGCCAAUCCUGGUUAGGGGGCUUCAGCCCGUCGAGAUCGGCGAGUUGGCCUUCAAGCGCGAUCUUGGGCUUGCUCUGGGCACGGCCCCCGUUUUUCUGCAGCUGCGGGAUGCCCGACGCGACGAUGCCGAAGCAGCGGGACGGCUUGCCGUCGAUCAUGAUCUCCCGCCGGAAGAUUUCUGUUCCUGCCGUGCUCCUCUUCUUUCGAUGGCCGCGAACCGGCCUCGCGGUGAUUUCGAAGCGCUUUUGGCAUUGCGGGCAGAUGUAAACAAACCCGACAGUCGCGGUCAUACCCCGCUGGUUUAUGCGGUCUUUGCCUACUCGCGCGGUUGCACUACGCUGCUCCUGCGGGCAGGCGCUUCGGUCGCGCCGGACACGGGAUACUGCCCGCUCCUGUUGUCCGUGGCCAUGGGGCAGUGUCAAAUGGUGAAUCGGGCAGCCUUCGCGGGAUAUCUCCGUAUGGUCUGGCGUGUGAAUGGAAUGACGGAAGAGAUCAUGCGGGCUUUCCGAAUGCACGGGCACCAUACUGCGGGCCCGCACCCGCCGAUCCUGCCUGUUGCCCUCAGUGAAGCCGGAGCCGAACAUGCUUUGAUCCUAGAGCAGUUCCAUCGCAUGCCUUCGGUGGGGUUGUUGGUCGCCGAAGAACACAGUGAUCGGAUUGCCAUCACCUACGACUCUUCCGCGUCCUUGCCAACCUAUGCACUGGCCCUGCGGCGUGCCUUUUGUAGGCAAGACUACGACUUGGCUGCUAACAUCCUGGAGCGUCGACCCUUCCUGAUCGAGGAGGCGGAGUAUAUAGUAUGGGGUGACGACGGGCUUCCUCUUGUUUGGGCGGCUAAAAGACGGGAAGUCGGUGCUAUUUCUACGCUGCUACAGGCGCGGGCAUCUCCUAACAUGACGACGCCCGGCCACGCCGCCCCGCUUCUGCUCGCGGCUCGGCAUGGGGGAAUUGGAUCGGUCGCUCUACUUCUCCUGGCUCGAGCAGAUGUCAAUCACGUCGAUGCCGACGGCCUCUCCGCGCUGAGCAUAGGGGCGGCGCUCCGCUCCCCCCCUUUGGUCUCGCUCCUGUUGGAGUUCCGCGCUCAUCUGAGCACGCGGCCGGAGGUUCUUUUGCCGCUAUUGAACAGCACGUUCCAGCGCGAUGGCCUCGGCCACGACCAUUGUGAAACGUCGGUUCUGCUGCUGCGCGCAGCCGGCGGCGUUGGGCAUUCCGACGUGGUCCACAAGGUAAUUUCGGAACUCGUUCCGCGACUCCUGGCCGAGGGCAAUUGGUCCGCCAUCUUCGUGGUUCACUGCUGGGCGCACCUGCAGUUAGGACUCCAAUCGACGGUCGCCUCCGGCUGUUGCCCUGCUUCGGCUUCGGGGUCCUAG